Molecule: messenger RNA, 1824 nt
Organism: Prorocentrum cordatum
Lineage: Eukaryota; Dinophyceae; Prorocentrales; Prorocentraceae
Source: the annotation of a GenBank genome assembly
CCCGAGGCCAGGCAAGGGCCUCCAGAGGUCGAAAACGCCUAAAAGCCCUUGCCCUGACUCCGGAUCUGCAGCAUUGUGGGCGAUGCUGCAAGUCGGGCAGAAGUUUCCGCCCUGCUUUUCGAGCUCCUUUGACGUCGAUUCCCGCCAGGCCCUCCCCCUCAGAAGUCGUGGGGGGCAGGGGCCGGGCUCGCACGCGACCCCCCCGUUCUUUGGCACGCCGCAGCGUGCUUGGGCCCGUGCCCUGCCGCCCCCCCUCGCUCGGAGGCGGCUGACGAGCGCGGACCUGGACGCGUGGGCCCGGGGGCCCACCGUCCGCGGCCACGCGCACAGCAGGCCCACCUUCGAGCGGUACGGCCUCUCCCUCGUGCGCGAGGUGGGCGGCGGCGCCGCCGUGCCGGAGGACUGGGCCGUGAGGCUGCUGUCGGCCACGGGCGCCAAGGGCAGCGAGGGCCCGAACCAGGACGCGUUCUCCUACACACUGCUGGACUCCGGCUGGAUCGUCUGCGUCGCCUGCGACGGUCACGGGGAGCACGGCGAGGUGGUCGCGGAGCGCGUGGCGCGCGCUUUGCCGCUCUUCCUCUCCCCACACCUCCUGGAGCACGACCCCGAGGUGGCCCUGCGCCGGGCUUUCGCCGAGGCGCAGCUGGACCUGGAGCGCUGCUUCCGGAGCGCCCAGGUCUACAGCGGCGCGGCGGUGGCCGCGUGCUGCGUGCACAGCGAGCGCCGAGAGGCCUGGACGGCGCACGCCGGCGACUCGCAGGUUGUUCUGGGCGACCUGGGUGGCGGCGGCGUGGUGUGCUACACCGAGGAGCACAAGGCGCACGACCCGGGGGAGCUCGAGCGCCUCAGGGAGGCCGGCGCCCAGGUGAUCCAGAAGAGGUACGACGACGGCGAGCUGGUCAGCCGCAUCUUCAUCCCGCGCACCGGCAUCCCGGGCCUCGCGAUGUCCCGCUCCCUGGGCGACGGCUGCCUCAAGAAGUACGGGGUCUGCGCGGAUCCUGAGGUGCAGGACAUGUCCACCCUCUGGCGGGCCUGCGCCGCGCCCGUCCUGUUGCUGGCGAGCGACGGCCUGUGGGACAUGGUCACGCCGGGCGCGGCCGUGGAGGUCCUCGCGUCGCGAUGCCGCUCUGGGCUCGACGUGCUGCUCGGCGUGGAGGUGCUCCUCCGGCGCUCGCAGCGGCUAUGGAUAGAGGCCGAGGGCGACUACUGCGACGACGUGACGGUCCUCCUCGUGGCGCCGUCCGCGAGCCUCGCCGCCGCCACGUCCUGCGGCCGCGUCCACUCAGCAGUCGUUCGCGGGCGUGCGCGUGAGCCCCACGGGCUCUGGACGUCCCUGCGCUUGCAGCUUGGAGCAGGUUUUCAAACGUCCGACGUUGGAGCUUGCAGCGUCUGUGGAAUGGAGCGAGGAUGGCGAAAGUGAGUAGGCUUGUUGAAGUGUGAGCAGGAGCCGCACGAAGGAGCCGGAGGGAUCCUUGCCCCGCACCCUCAUGCCUCGGUUGCAGGCCGCGUGAGCGCCGCCGAGCGGCCUGUCGAGCGGCGGCGGUGGCCGCCGAGUGCACGGGCAGGUAGAGGAGGAGCAAGUAGGACGAGCUAUAAAAGUCGGAUUCACGAAGGUGAAGCAGAGCUAGACUCCCCGCUGCCCUCCUCGUGUCCCUGCCGCGCGCGCACAACGCCUGCCUGCGGCCAUUUUUGGCUCAAGGCUGGGACCGCGUGUCCCGCCCGCCCACCCCUGCGCGUUUCUUUUCCUGUCCUUGUUUCUGCAGCGCCGCUGCGUCCGCUGCUGCGUGGGGCCUGGAGCGGCUUCGGGACCUUGGUGGUUGGCCA